Messenger RNA from Otolemur garnettii (small-eared galago), 1914 nucleotides. RefSeq names its product protein SET-like. Gene Ontology annotation, cellular component: nucleus; chromatin. Bases 245 to 1759 code for a protein of 504 amino acids. The record is from RefSeq and is a predicted model, not a curated record. Gene Ontology annotation, biological process: nucleosome assembly. The transcript is spliced from 2 exons. Gene Ontology annotation, molecular function: histone binding; chromatin binding. Lineage: Eukaryota; Metazoa; Chordata; Mammalia; Primates; Galagidae.
AGCAGAAGCACCGGCCGGGCCCGUACACCGCCCAAGCCCCUCCCUCGUCGUCAGACCGUGAGAACAGCGCGUGCGCGAGCGAGGGGGAGGGAGAGCAACCGAGAGCGCGCCGGGAGGAAGCGACCGGGCCUAGCAAGCGCCGGCGCGUGUGGCGUGAGUGGCCUAAGGGGAAGCCGCCUGCCCGCCCCCUUCGCCUUCCCUUCUCUCCCUUUCUCCGCUCCUCCCACCCCGACCGCGGAGCAGCAUGUCGGAGCCCGCGGCCAAAGUUGAUCAACAGGAGCUCUGCUCCAACCAGGAGGAGCUCUGCUCCAAGCAAGAGGAGCUCUCCUCCAAGCAGGAGGAGCUCUGCCCCAAGCAAGAGGAGCUCUGCCCCAAGCAGGAGGAGCUCUGCCCCAACGAGGAGGAGCUCUGCCCCAAGCAGGAGGAGCUCUGCCCCAACCAAGAGGAGCUCUGCUCCAACCAGGAGGAGCUCUGCUCCAAGCAGGAGGAGCUCAGCCCCAACCAAGAGGAGCUCUGCUCCAACCAGGAGGAGCUCUGCUCCAAGCAGGAGGAGCUCAGCCCCAACCAAGAGGAGCUCUGCUCCAAGCAGGAGGAGCUCUGCUCCAAGCAGGAGGAGCUCCCCUCCAACGAAGAGGAGCUCCGCUCAGAUGAAGAAGAGCUCCCCUCCGACGAAGAGGAGCUCCGCUCCGACGAAGACGAGCUCCGCUCCGACGAAGAGGAGCUCCCCUCCGACGAAGAGGAGCUCCACUCCGACGAAGAGGAGCUCCCCUCCGACCAAGAGGAGCUCCGCUCCAACGAAGAGGAGCUCCGCUCCGACCAAGAGGAGCUCCCCUCCGACCAAGAGGAGCUCCGCUCCGACCAAGAGGAGGCUGGCUCCAACCAACAGGAGGCUGGCUCCAACCAACAGGAGGCUGGCUCCAACCAACAGGAGACUUGCUCCAAACAAGACAAGGCCGUGAACACCUCAGACACAGAAUCGGAACACCAGGAAGUAAUUGAACGUGCUGAUGAAGUACAAAGUGAAAUAGACAAACUUAAUGAACAAGCCGCUAAGGAGAUUUUGAAAGUAGAACAGAAAUACAACGAACUCCGCCAACCAUUUUUUGACAAGAGGUCAGAAAUGAUCUCCAAAAUCCCACGUUUUUGGGGAAAAGCAUUUGUCAACCAUCCACAAGUGUCCAAGCUGCUUGGGGAGGAGGAAGAAGAGGCACUGCAUUAUUUGACCAGAGUUGAAUUGACAGAAUAUGAUGAAAUUACAUCAGCUUACAGAAUAGAUUUUUAUUUUGAUGAAAACCCUUACUUUGAAAAUAAAGUCCUCUCCAAAGAAUUUCGUCUGAACGAAAAUGGUGAUGAAACUACAAAGUCCACUGAAAUCAAAUGGAAAUCUGGAAAGGACUUGACGAAACGUCCCACUCAAAUGCAGAAUAAAGCCAGCAGGAAGAGGAAGCGUCAGGAACCAGAGACCUUCUUUGCCUGGUUUACUGACCAAACUGAUGCAAGUCCAGAUGAAUUAGGAGAGCUCAUCAAAGAUGAUAUUUGGCCAAAUCCAUUACAGUACUACUUGUCUACUGGUGUGAAACGUGAAGAAAAAAAAGAAGAAGAAGAAGAAGAAGAAGAAGAGGAUGAGGAGGAGGAGGAGGAUGACGAUGACGAUGAGGAUGAAGGGGAUGAGGAUGAAGGGGAUGAGGAUGAAGAUGAUGAACUGGACGACGAAGAUGAGUAUGAAGAAGACUUUAUCACAAUUCUUAUCCAGUACUGAUCAAGCCUCUGCACAAAAGGCCCACUUGAAACUGGCCUCAAAAAUCUCAUGAACAUCCCAACUUAGCCAUUUCCCCUAAGAAAGCUACUAAGACUCUGUCAAGGUAAUGCUUACCCUUACUACAGUAAGAAUAAACUCCUGCUUUGUCUUGUUAA